Messenger RNA from Olea europaea var. sylvestris, 1929 nucleotides. RefSeq names its product zinc finger BED domain-containing protein RICESLEEPER 2-like. The record is from RefSeq and is a predicted model, not a curated record. The transcript is spliced from 8 exons. NCBI's taxonomy places the organism in Eukaryota, Viridiplantae, Streptophyta, Magnoliopsida, Lamiales, Oleaceae. Gene Ontology annotation, molecular function: DNA binding; protein dimerization activity. The coding region runs from base 1 to 1929 and encodes 642 amino acids.
AUGGGUUUUGAUUUCCAGUUGGUUUCUUAUAUGGAUCCAAUUCUAAAAGAAGCCGAUGAUGCAAUUCCAUUAGAGGAUGACCCUGAAGAUAUGAAAUUGGAAGGAAAAUGCAAGAAGGGAAACAAAAGGUCCGAGAAGUAUCCAUAUAGAGUUCAAGACAAAAAGCAAAAGAAAAUGACCGGUUAUAACAUGUUUAAAACCGAAGAGCUUUCUAAGGGUAUUGAUAGUCAAGAAGAACUUGCUAAGUUUGCUAAAAAAGAAGAUGAAGGUUUUCAGGGUUACACAAGGUAUUUUUUCCCAAGAUUUGUAUUUCCUUCAAGGAUGGCAAAUGUUAGUUAUUUGUGUUUAACUGCUCAUUGGAUUGGUAAUGAUUGGAAACUUCAAAAAAGGAUUAUAAGUUUCAUUCAAGUCCCAAGCCAUAAAGGAGAUACGGUGGGAAAGGAGUUGAUUUUUUGUCUUAAAGACAAGGGAAUCAAUAAGAUUUUUUGUGUAACUGUUGAUAAUGCCUCUUCGAAUGAUGUAGCAUUAUUGAGAUUGAAGAGUUAUUUUGAGGAGAAGAAGGACGGUCUAGUACCGGGUGGAGAAAUGCUUCAUAUGAGGUGUUGUGAUCAUAUACUCAAUCUGAUUAGAUUUGUUAGAUCUUCCCCAAAACGACUAAAAAGGUUUAAGGAGAGUUGCAAGGAAGCUAAUAUUGAGUCUCAAGCUUUGUUGUGUUUGGAUGUCACAACUAGAUGGAAUUCCACAUACUUGAUGUUGCAAGCUGCUACAAAGUUUAAAAAAACAUUUGUUGGUUUGGAAAGUGAUGGAAACUAUACAAAUUAUUUUAAUGACGAAAGGUCCGAUGGAAGAAAUAUAAAUGGACCACCAACACAUGUCGAAUGGGAUCAAGUAGAAGUAUUUGUUAGGUUCUUGAAGACUUUCUAUAAAAUGACUUUAAAAUCUAGUGGCUCGAAGUAUGUAACUUCUAACUCUUUCUUUCAAGAAAUAUUUGAAAUUCAUGUAGAGUUGAAUGAAUUAGCUAAAGAGCCUAACACUUUGAUGGGAUCCAUGGCAAUUAGUAUGCGGAAAAAAUAUGAUAAGUAUUGGGGCCACGUUGAAAAGUUUAAUCAGUUGUUGUUCAUUGCAAUAGUUCUUGACCCAAGAUGCAAGUUGGAACUUCUUAAAGUCGGGUUCGAACUUAUUUACGAUGUAGAAAUUGCAAAAAUAUUGUUAAAAAGAUUUGAAGAGACACUCCACAGACUGUAUGCAUGCUAUGAAGAAAUGUCAACUCCAAUCACUCCACCAUCGGCUUCAUCAAAGGAGGCUACCAAAAAUAGUAGCUCAAGUCCUUCACAACCUGCUUUCGGUCUUUCUAAACAAAUUCCUUCUAUUUUUAAAGCUAAACUUAUGCAAAACACGCAAUCUGAGAAGAAUGAUUUGGUUGAUUAUUUGUCUGAUCGUUGUGAAGAUUUAAUUGAUCCCAAAUUUGACGUAUUAGUACGGUGGAAAUUGAACGCGCACAAGUACAAGAUUCUCUCUAAAAUUGCCAAAGAUGUAUUAGCAAUUCAAAUAUCCACGGUUGCUUUAGAGUCGACAUUUUCCACGAGUGGUCGGAUUCUUGACUCCUUUAGAAGUUCAUUGAAUGCAAAGAUGGUUGAGACCUUAAUAUGCACGAAGAAUUGGUUGCAUAGCAGCAAUGAACCUAUAGUGCUUCGCCGAGAUUUGGAUGAGGCAGAAUCAUUGAAUGACUCAGAGAAAGCAAGGCCGAAUCAUGUUCUACAACAAGGAGCAGUAAUCCAAUUUUUAUCAAAUGAGAGGAAACCACACCAUAACCACAAACAACCUUGUGGUGAAAGCUUGUUAAAGAAGAAUAUUUGGGCAUCCCCCUUGAAAAAUGAUUUGUUCUUGAAAAAGAACAAGAGGAAGCCUCACGAAUUAGCAAAAAACUGA